Molecule: messenger RNA, 675 nt
Organism: Parnassius mnemosyne (clouded apollo)
Lineage: Eukaryota; Metazoa; Arthropoda; Insecta; Lepidoptera; Papilionidae
Source: the annotation of a GenBank genome assembly
UUGGGAAAACAAUCCUUAACUUUGAUUGAAUUAUCAACAAUAAUUUGUGACUGCGAAGCAAUCAUUAACAGCCGACCAUUGACAUACGUAGCAACAGCUGAUGACUCUCUUAAACCACUUACUCCAAUGAUGUUUCUACAUCCCUUAGAUAAUAGUGAGAUGCCUGAUUUAGAUCUGAUUGAUGCAAAAAACAUAAAUAUUCGUUUACAAUAUCUAAACAAAUUACGUGCAGAUUUUCGACAACGUUUUAGAAACGAAUAUAUUGCUUUAAUUUGUAGUAAAGAUAGACGUAAACAAAAUUUGCCGAAAUUAAACGAUAUUGUUCUUAUUGAAACUGACACUAGUCGGCUAUAUUGGCCAUUAGGUAUUAUAAAGGAGUUAAUUAUAGGUGCUGAUGGUAAUUGUAGAGUUGCAAAAGUACAAACAGCUACCGGUGAAUUGGUUAGAGCUGUACAAAGUCUUUACCCACUGGAAUUAACAACAGUUACAAACGAAUGGCACAGGGCCAGUCCAUCUACUAAUAGAAAUAAGACAGAGACUAACCCUAACAUUAAGGAUUAUAGUUCCCAGGCGACUUUGAAUUCGGACAUAAUAUCAUCUGAUUUACCUCAAACAUCUUCUAUUAGUACUAGACAUGGUAGAGUAAUUAAUGUUCCAAGAAGAUUCUUAGAUUAA